AUGCAAGCAUCCCCCUCCAAAGCUCGCGCCCAAGCCCUCGCGUCGCACUCCUGGUCCCUCGUCCACACGUGGCUCGCGAGGCUCUAUCACCCGUGCCCCGUGCCGGCGUUUGAACGCAGUGCCACAACGCUCCGGGCCUUGCAGGGUCUCAUGGCCGAGAACAUCGCCGCGGAUCGCGUCAGAGAACUCCUGUUCGAGGCGAAGGCUGAGGAGUUGGCGACUGGAGAGAAGGAAGAAGACGACGCGGCAGUGACGAACGACGGGGGAACGAAGGGUCAUCAUCACGCAGCAGCACAUGCAAUUCUCUCCCUCCUCGAGGCGUCACUGGCGCCGUCGGCACAGACAGCACUCGACUCGCUUGCCAGCUCGGUCGUCCUUCUGGGCGGUGUCUCUUCGUCGACAAACUCCAAAGAUACCCGUGUCGUUUCAAACCUCACCUCUCAAAUCGUCACCAUCCCCCACCAAACCUUCGCCCAGGAAUCCCAACUCGUCGCCAUCGACACGCUUACAGCUACGCUCCGUCGGCAGAUCACCGAGACGCAAAAGGCUCUCGCCGAGUUUGUUGGGAAGACUCCGUCCCCGACUCGUUCGCAGGACGAUCCAUCCUCGCCCACCACGCCGCCAUCACUACCACCGACAAGCUCGACAACUCCAAAUACAGCUGCAGCUACAGCUAUGACUACGGACUACUCGCACCUCCACAACCUAACGCUGCAGCACCAGCGUGAGACGAAACAACUGACGCUCAAAUCGGCCGAGUACAAGUCGCGGAUCGACGCGCUCGAGCGGCAGCUCUCGUCAUCAUCACGCACGGCCACGGCCGAGCCCGCCCUCUUCGCCACGAGGCAGCAGGAGUCUCUCGACACCAAGAAGAGGCAAGUCGAGGCUCUGGAGAGCCGCAUCCGGCAGUUCCACGGCCUGCCGCCCGACGUCGACACGUCGCGCGCUGAGGUGCGCCGGGCGGAGGGCGAAUUGGACCUACUGAGGAGGCGGCGGGAUGCGCUGUUCGAGGCCUUGUAG
Molecule: messenger RNA, 1020 nt
Organism: Fonsecaea erecta
Lineage: Eukaryota; Fungi; Ascomycota; Eurotiomycetes; Chaetothyriales; Herpotrichiellaceae
Exons: 1
Coding region: 1-1020 (339 amino acids)
Biological process (GO): spindle assembly
Cellular component (GO): HAUS complex; cytosol
Source: RefSeq, a predicted model, not a curated record